This is a messenger RNA of Athalia rosae (coleseed sawfly), 1584 nucleotides long. RefSeq lists its product as uncharacterized. The transcript has 3 exons. NCBI's taxonomy places the organism in Eukaryota, Metazoa, Arthropoda, Insecta, Hymenoptera, Athaliidae. Bases 812 to 1228 code for a protein of 138 amino acids. The record is from RefSeq and is a predicted model, not a curated record. Gene Ontology annotation, biological process: regulation of synaptic transmission, cholinergic; positive regulation of voltage-gated potassium channel activity; sleep.
UGCCAUGGAGAGGGAAGACCGCCAACGAAGCUCUAGUGAAUCGAUUUUUUUUUCCCAUGAUUUCCCUCGAAAGUCCACUCCACCUCCUUUGCUGAUAUAUACGGACAGUUUUUACUGUCGAGAAGAAAUCCGAAAAUAAUUUACUCCGCUGAAAGAAAUCAGGUUGAUUACAUUCAGUCUUUUAGAAUUUAUAUUCCCGGAAUCACCAGAAUAUUCGAUGUGAGAUUUUUUCUUUUUAUUAGCAAGUUUUGCAUAAUAAGCUUUGGGUAUUUUUAAUAUAGAUUUUAUCUUGCUAAUAACAUCACGAAGUCGAAGCUGAUUCCGUAAAUAAUAUAAUUUUUUUCAAAUAUUUCGCUGACGUAGAUGUAACAUCAGGAAAAUUAAGAGGGCCAACUGCUCGCGGUGAUAUUUUUCAGCAUUAUCGCAGAGAUGGGUGUAUCUUAUGGGUGUAAUCUUAUUUCGAUUUCGUUUAACAAAAAAAAAAAUUCACCCAAUUCGACUGCCAUAAUGAUUAUUAGAAUCUCUUUACCUUUGUCAAUAUAUCUAUGCUAUUAGUAAACUGCAUCAUCGACCGCGAACAACCGAUCAUGCGCCUGGUAAUAGGCAAACCAAGGAGUGCAUUCUUACAGCAGCAGGUUGCAGCAGCAGGUUGUUGCGGUCGCUAUACAGUGCACAUCCGGGCAAACGAUCAACCGACCAAUUUGAAUCAAUUGUUCGGUUCGGCGUCAGUGUUCGGUGGAUCGUCGAAUGGUACCAAGUGGCUGGUAAUGAUUCUGGUGAACGAUCGUUUGAAAGGCAGAAAUCAAUCUCUAUGUCUACAGCAAUUCAUUGUUAUCAGUGCAGUUCCAGUCAGGACCCAAAAGGACAAGAUAACUGUGGGGCAUAUGAAACAUUUGAUACUGAGCGUAACUCACCAGUAGAAUGUAGCAGUGGAGAAUCUCACAUGCCUGGCUCGUUUUGUGUUAAGGUAACAAAACAGGGACCCAUCGGCUUUGUUUGGGAUGGAAGAUGGCGUCAGGUGACCCGUCGCUGCGCAUCUAUAUCAAAUUCCGGUGUUACCGGUGUUUGUAAUUGGGGUGUUGAUUACAAUGGUGUUUAUUGGGAAGAAUGCUAUUGCUCCAGCGAUGCAUGUAACAGUGCUUCAGAUCUCAGAGCCUUCUCCAUUUUGGUUUACAGUAUGAUUUUUUUUACAAUAUCAUUCUUAUCCAAGUGGACUAGGUCUGAUUGAUCAAAUAGCACACACCAACCAUUCCAUACAUUUAGAUUGUCACUUGAUGAUCAAUGAUCAAAAUGAUCAUAAUGAUCUGUGAUUCAUAAAUUUAGUGAGUUUUUCAUUUUAUACCACAAUCAUUGACAUAUUGCCUACUACAGUUAGGUAAUGAAUCCGUCCUUAUAUUUAUAAGAUACUCAAUAAGCAGCUAUAUUUAUAAUCACGCAAUACAUUAAUUAUAGGCCAACACUUUUAUACUGUUUACAACACUGAUUAUGGCAUAUUAUGUUACACGUUACAUAAUAUCAAUGUGUCAUAACUAGAAAAAAACAAUGAAGAUAAUGUACUCCUUCCAUGAAUAAUACGUACUUGAA